UUAGUAUACUUUGUAAGCAUAGUAGUUUCGACUAAGUUUCCACUCUCUUACAAAGAGCAUUAGAAGUAGGAAGCUGCAAUGUGAAUUUUGCAACGGUUUUGCAAUUUGAAUUGUGCCUCAGAUGAUAUGGGCUGAUGAGGUGAAUGCAGCUCUAGUGGAACUCGAGGAGCAUGAUCGAAUAGUUUCUUCUGAUAAGGCUAGUAGUGAAAAACUUUCUGACACUGAUAAGCCCUUAAGUAGGACCACUUCCACUGCGAUGGUUCGCGAUAAACAGAACAAUGAUAACGGCACUGAGGAAAAUGGAGUGCAAGAUAAUGUUAAUGACGGUGAGCAUGAUUCCGGGAGUGACGUAAUUGAUGUAGAAGAACAUGAUGAUGAAGAGUUGGAUGAGGAGAAUCAUGAUGAUGGGUGUGAGACUGAGGAUGACGACGAGGAUGAGGACGGACCUGCUUCUGAUGAUGAAGAUGAGGUCCACGUAAGACAGAAGGUGACAGAAGUCGACCCAUUGGAAGAAGCCAAUUUUGAUCAGGAGCUCAAGGCUGUCUUACAGGAGAGUAUGGAGCAGCGACGACUGGAGCUGCGGGGUCGUCCUACAUUGAAUAUGAUGAUUCCAAUGAAUGUAUUUGAAGGAUCUGCCAAGGAUCAUCAUGGGAGAGGAGUUGGUGGGGAAAGUGGCGAUGAAGCCUUAGAUGAUGAUACUGGCCUAAACAAAGAGGUUCAGGUGAAAGUUCUGGUUAAGCGUGGGAACAAACAACAAACAAAGCAGAUGUACAUCCCCAGUGAUUCCUCAUUGGUGCAGAGUACGAAACAAAAAGAAGCAGCUGAGCUUCAGGAAAAAGAAGACAUUAAGAGGCUUAUCUUGGAGUAUAAUGAUAGAGAGGAGGAAGAGUUUAAUGGAUUAGGGGCCCAACCAACAAACUGGAUGCAAAGUGGAGGUAACAAAGCUGGUGGUCGUGGAAACUCUUUUGAAGGAACCAGUGGUAGGGGUGGCGGAUCACGGCAUCGUCAUCAUAAUUACUAUUCUGGCGGUGGGAUCUACUAUAGCAGAAGAAGGUGAAUGAUAGUUGAGUGAAUAUGGAAGGCAGGUAUUUUAUGCAAUCUGCUUCCCCUCAGCACGACAAAUAUUUGAAAACAAAGUCCAUCAGAUAUUCAUGAUUAAUUAUGGCCCGACCUCUUCUUGUGCCACUAUCAUAUUAUACUCUUCAAGCAUUACUAGCAAUGUCCCCUUAUCUUUUUGGUAAGUGGUGGUUUUAAGUAUGGUGCAUAGAUAAUGCAUGGCUUGUGGGGUGUUGUGCACACUAUUUUGGACUCUUGACUAAGUUGAUGUGCAGGAUUGUAACUGGUGAAUUCCUGUAAUUAUAUCACGGCCUCCAAACCUCAUGUAUAGUUCUAUGUGGAGACAAAAUCACUAAAUGAAUGGUUUUGGGUUUUGACUGUUGUUACUUUGUCAAGUCAGCGAGGUUGGCUUGUAUCUUUGAAGGAAAAAUGAGUAGAGGCAAAAUUUGUAGCAGAAAACUAUCAAACAUCAGUUUAAGAAUCAACCUCUAUUGUCUUGGUCAUGGUUACUGAAUGUCUCCCAUGCAUGUUAUACAUAUCAUCACCAUUACAUUCUAGUUCAGAGUAAUUCUUUAUAGACUGAAGUAUGGAUCUAUUUGAUCCCAUUCUGUUGAGAGGGGUCUAAGUGUAGAUUGUACUGUAUUUAAAAAUUGGGAUUUCCUCUUGUAAAAACUUGAGAUAAUGGUCUAAAUUUCCCAAGAUUAAUUUACUUGAGCG
Molecule: messenger RNA, 1773 nt
Organism: Lathyrus oleraceus (garden pea)
Lineage: Eukaryota; Viridiplantae; Streptophyta; Magnoliopsida; Fabales; Fabaceae
Product: regulator of nonsense transcripts UPF2
Exons: 2
Coding region: 122-1057 (311 amino acids)
Biological process (GO): nuclear-transcribed mRNA catabolic process, nonsense-mediated decay
Cellular component (GO): cytoplasm; exon-exon junction complex
Source: RefSeq, a predicted model, not a curated record